GGUUGAAACGGGUCCAGAAUAAUGCAUAGUGACUGGAGAGGUAGUAGGAGUCUAUCUCAGCCUUGGUGAGGAAGGGCAGUGCAAGUAGUGUCAAGAAAAGGGUCAUGCUGCCUCUUCACUGAUUAAAAUACCUGAAGUAGACUUAGCAGAUACAAAUAGAAAAGUAAAUGAUGCUUUUCAAACUUUCAACUUCCUAGUAUGUUAAGAGACUGGUGGUGUAGGAUUCUUACAAGAAACAUUCUUGAAUCAUCCCGGAGUUGGAUCUGAGAUUCCUUAUAAGGCUCAGAUUAUUCCUCAGUGGGAUGGUUACCUGGUACUGAAUCCCUGUGGCAGUCCACAACCAUUUCAUCAAGCAGUCAAAGCAAUCCUGUCAGAAGACACAGUAUAGCUUCCGACAGCGGGGACACUGGGAUUGGUACCUCCUGUUCUGAUAGUGUGGAAGAUCAUUCAACUUCAAGUGGUACAUCCUCGUUUAAGCCCAGCCGAUCACUGGUUUCUAUUCCCACUGCCCAUGUGAUGCCGUCUAAUGCCAGUUCUUCACUUUCCAAACACAGGGAAGCUUUCAAGUCUGAUGGCUCAAAGUGGAGUACAAGCUUUUUACGGUCAGGAGGAGGCAGAAAUCAGGGUGCCCUGGACAAUUCUCUUGACAUGAAAGAUGCAAGACCUGUAAGAAAAUGGUCCUCCUUGUCUAAACUCAGCUUACCAAAUACCUUCAGCCAAGAUGGUAGUAGUCAUUCAGUGGACUCCAGGGCUAGUGCAGACAAAGCUGUGUCACCACAACUAAGGACAAAUGGGCCAAGUUGUUUGCAUGAUAGCAUGGAGUUGCUCAAAAUUGAGGACAAAGAGGUGGGGAAAAAGCGAUCUUCUCUGCUGGACUGCAAAUACAAAUUUGAAACAUGCAGCAAAGAUGACUUUGUUUCAGAUUCCUCAAGUAGGAGACAUGCCUUAGACUUGACCUACAGUGCCUUACCUGAAAGCAAACCUACAGCAGCCGGUUCUGAAGCUUUUGGACAGAGAUAUGCAACUCUGGGACAACAGGCUGUGAGUGGAGCUCCCAUACAGCCGGCAGUGAGGACUCAAAUGUGGCUUAAAGAACAGUUACGUGCAAAUCCCCUGGACUGCAGGACUGCUGAGGAGCCCUACGGUGUAGCUGCAUGGCAUGUGCAGCAUGAAGAUUUUAGAACAGGAGGUGAACAGCCUCCUGUGCAGGUUCCAACUGGAACAUCCCGUCAAAGUUAUCCAGCUGCCACCUAUCAGGACUUCAGCAACUGGGAAUCUUUAAUGAAAAUUAAAGAGGGGCUGCUAAGACAGAAAGAGAUUGUGAUCGAUCGGCAAAAGCAGCAAAUUAACAAUUUACAUCAGAAGAUAAGGGAGAAUGAAUUACGAGCUCAACAUGCAAGACUGAGCCAUCUUGUGAACUGUGAAGAACCUUACGUGACUAAUUUACAGCAACCACAGUAUGAGAGCACACCACUCCAACCUCAUGUUUCAGAAAGAUCAACAUCCCACCUUGAGGAGCUUGAGCGAAAGGUUGCAGCAGCUGAGAAUAAAGAAUUACAACUCAGUGAAUUUGUAAAACAAAUUUCAAACAAAUCUAGUGAGGAGAAAAAGAAGAUGGAGGAGAAACUUAAAACUAGAGACCGAUAUAUUAAUAGCCUGAAAAAGAAAUGCCAGAAAGAGUCUGAGCAAAACAAAGAAAAACAAAGACGAAUUGAAACAUUAGAAAAAUAUUUGGCUGACCUACCAACUCUGGAUGAUAUAGAAGGGCAGACUAAACAGCUGCAAAUUCUAGAAGAGAAGAACAAGCAACUUCAAGAAGCUAUGACUGAGUUAGAAAAAAAGCUUGGAGAGGCCCGAUCACAGUGCAGAGACAGAGAAUUGCAACUGGUGUGUCAGAAGAAAAAAGAAAAAGAGCUGGUCACCACGGUGCAGAGUUUACAACAGAAAGUAGAAAAAUGCCUGGAAGAUGGUAUUCGCCUUCCCAUGUUGGACACAAAACAGCUUCAGAGUGAGAAUGAAUGUCUCAAAGAAAAGAAUGAGAAAGCCAGUAAGGUCAUAGACAAUCAACAAAAUCAGAUAGCUGGACUGAUUUUAGACAUGCAGUCUAUGCAAGAGAAGCUUUUGCAAGAAAAGCUGAUAGUUCAGAAGAUGACAAAUGAACUUGAAGAAAAAGAAAAGAAUAUAGAACAGUUAAAUAAAACUCUCUCUGAAAACCAAAGACUGAUGGAAGAGAAUGCCUGCCUGAAGGAGCAGAUGCGGCAGGUGGAGCAGUCCAGGCAGCCAGUAUCUGAGAAGAUGCCUAUAGCAGACCAGUUGUUCAAGGAAAUGUCCCAUUGCUUGUUUGACUUGAAAGCACUGUGCAGUAUUCUUACCCAGAGAGCUCAGGGCAAGGAGCCUAACCUUUCCUUACUGCUGGGAAUCAGAUCUCUGAGCUGUUCAGCUGAAGAGAAUGAAAAUUACCACAGCACAGAAACCCUUUCGAAGAAGCUCCUGGAUGUUUGUCAGUUACGAAAGGAUAUCGAUGAAUUAAGGACUAUAAUGUCAGACCGUUAUGCUCAGGACAUGGGGGACAAUUGCAUUACUCAAUGACAACAUUUCACCUAGUAGCAAAUGAUUUAUAAAUGCUGCUGUGUCACAGGUCUUUGCAUUUCUAUUAAGGAGCCAUAUUGGAAGACUGAAACAGCGCCGCACACACGUCUCUGAGGAUUGUGCGUGUUUAAUCUCUGGAGUCUGAUGGGAAGGGGAAAGUCAUCAUUUGAACGGAGUGGUACAAACUACAAGUAAUCUUUUCUCCAAACUACUGAAUGUAGGAACAAGCUGUGAAGAAUGAUUCAGUUGGAUACUCUGUUUCUUUCAUUAGGGCUCUUUUGAUUACUUCAGCUAGUUUCUGGAAUCAGAGCAUCAAAGCCGCUGUGCUGCUACUACUCUCAGCCUUUCCUUCAUCAAGGGUUUGUAUGUCAUUAUCUGUGUUCUGAAAUUAGAGCAGAGGGUUGAAGGACCUAUAACUGUAUGUGGUGAAGCCAGAGACUUCUGCAACUGCACUUCACUCUAGAAAUUGCAAUUAGAACAAUCUUGGAGCACUACAAAAAGUAGUUGCUCUUCAAGUUGCCUAAAACUCUUGGAAAGAUGCUUUUAGUGGUGCAUAUUUAGCUUGUUUGCCCAGUAGCAGAAGAAAAACUUCUUUAUGCAAAUUAAGUCCAUAAAAUACAGCACUAGCAAAUUGUUUUAAGCACUCUCACGUUGCCGUAAGAAGUUUCAGUAAUACGAAGUCUGUGACAAACCCAGAGAAGCUGGAAGGUGUGAAAUUUGCGGCAUAGUAUGUGGCUGUGAGAAUUUUUAAAAAAAAGACUGUAUUUUAGUGUUUGUACCAUACUUAUUUUUACCUUAGGUCAUCUCCAUUUUUAGAUGUGCCUGGUCUGUGUCCCAUUCCUGAAGUCCUCUGGUGUGGUUGUGAACCACCUCAACCAUUUUUUACCACAGCUACAAAACGGGUGUUUGGCACUUGGCAAAAUCAGGGCUCAGAACAGAGUGUUUCCACUUAGCAGUAUUAAGUACUCGGUUAUCUGAGGACUGCAAAAUUUUCCACAUUGUUUGGGAAUUCUUGAUUUCUCUAUUUUUCUAGGAAGCAAUUACAUUAAAAAAAUAAGAUCAUGUUCCAUAGUUUAUUCAGUGAGUGUCACUUGGCAGUGCUGUUUCACUCCUGUGGGACAGAUGACAUACUAAUACUUCUCAUUUCCUGGAACAUUACUGCAAGUUAGCUGCACAGUUAUGCAUGGCGUAAAAUAGUAUUUAACUGAAGGAAACAAAAACUUGCAAAGAGCAAAACCACUCUCAAAUUACACUGUUAAGAAAAUAUAUAAGCAUCAGUUACAUAUAUGGUAUUAAAAGAAAGUUUCAAAUUACUAAGGUGCAAGUCAGUCAACUGACCUAUAGUGUGGAUAACAGCAGAAAUCUCUUAAAGUUUAACGGUUAGAACCAAGUAAAUUCUAGGGAAAUAUUUUUAUGGAAAAAGUGUUAGUUUUCUGAUUAUAUUUAUGUGAAUGGAAAAAAAUGCUAUACCAGUGUAGUCUGGUUACCUGUUUUAACUUGGUGAUGUUUUGCUUUCUGUUCAUUGUUAGUUACCAUUAAUGUUGUUUUUAUAAUUUAGUGAUUUAAUAUUUUUUUCUUAGUUAUAUGGACUUAAUUUAUUUGACAGUUUUCUCUAUCCUGAACCUACACGUGGACUAAUUUGUGAAAAAUUGUGUUGCUAUUUAUAUUAUUACUACAUGGUGUUUUCAGAUGGAUUAAUCUGACUGGUUCAGCUCCUGUGAGCACUAAAACAGUGUCUAGAUGAAAUCUCAAGUGAAAUUGCUUAGUGUCUCUACUUCAAAGUAAAAAAGGAGACUGUUUUGUUUUAAAUUUCUAUGCUCUUUCUGUAGGUUUGAAGGUGCGCUUUUGUACUAGUGCAAAACUGAAAACAAGGACCUCUGCAGAAAUAGGCUUGCACAGUUUCCUGUGCCUCUAACAAUAUUGGCUUUUGAGACUAGAGCCUCAGCUUGUUCCUUUGGUGUAGUUUGCUGGUUGUGGCCCUGCAGUGAGUUAAUAGUCCUCAAUUUAUGGCAUCUGUCUUCUAUCAGAAUUCAACAAGUUAGCAUUUAGGGAGGAAAGUGGAAACACCUAAGUUGCAUUAUUUCCUUACAUGGAAACAUUGUACCUAUA
Molecule: messenger RNA, 4698 nt
Organism: Athene cunicularia (burrowing owl)
Lineage: Eukaryota; Metazoa; Chordata; Aves; Strigiformes; Strigidae
Gene: CEP85L
Product: centrosomal protein 85 like
Exons: 13
Coding region: 517-2589 (690 amino acids)
Cellular component (GO): centrosome
Source: RefSeq, a predicted model, not a curated record